AUGACUUCCACUAGUGGCUCUGUGCAGGGCUCGAUCGACCCACCCAAUGCCGACUGGACUGCGGCUGAGGAGGAACUCGACUGGGACUUCUUCUGGGGGGACAAAGACAAGGACGCAGUCAUCAUGGCGGAUCAGUUCGGACUGCAGCAGCCCCUCAGUCCAGUCAUGCGAAGCAGCAAGGCAUCUGGCGGCAGCCUUUACAUGGUGCAAUCGGCGGACAAGUCAUUCUACAUCUGGAACCUCAUCGAGGACGCCGUCUGGAAGAUUGUCGACUCCGAUACGCAGACCCUUGACGCAAUUCUCAGCAAAAUCAAGUCCAAGGGCCUGAAGGAGGUGAAGGUGGAGGCGGUCCGCAUGGUUCAUUGA
Aspergillus tanneri is the source of this 366-nucleotide messenger RNA. RefSeq lists its product as uncharacterized. The transcript is spliced from 2 exons. NCBI's taxonomy places the organism in Eukaryota, Fungi, Ascomycota, Eurotiomycetes, Eurotiales, Aspergillaceae. The record is from RefSeq and is a predicted model, not a curated record. Bases 1 to 366 code for a protein of 121 amino acids.